Messenger RNA from Cuscuta campestris, 3024 nucleotides. Lineage: Eukaryota; Viridiplantae; Streptophyta; Magnoliopsida; Solanales; Convolvulaceae. The record is from the annotation of a GenBank genome assembly.
CAUGGCUAAACUCCCAAACCGGAAAAAGCCGGCUCAUUAAUUUUAAUAAUUGAAGAACCACCAGGAGUGUGCGCAGCAGCUGCAUAAGAAUUAACGACCGGACAGUCAGACACCCUUCAUUUCCUCGUUUUCUUCCCUCUUCUCUCCCUUGUUCUUGAUCUAAGUAUACCCUUUCUCUCCAUUUCUUCUUCCGAUUCUCAUUUCCCGCCGCUUCCUCAGAUCUGCUUUGCCAAUCUGCAGAAUCUGUCUCUCCGCCUUUACGCGUCUCGCAUUCCAGAAGACAACUUAUUGUGAAAUAGGAUUUGAAUCAUCAAGAAAUCAAGAUCUGUGGAGUUGGGUAAUGGCUUCAACAAUUCAUCAUCCUUCAGCUGUAUUUGCUGGAAGUUUGGCAUCUGGACUUUCAGCUUCAGACUUCCUCCAUUCUUCUAGAGAUUUUGUUUGUGAUGUGCCUUUGAAGGCCCUGGGUAGAGUGAGAUUGGGAUCCAAGAAUAGAGAUUUUGCAGUCACUGCAUUGCUUAAGAAGCGAAGAAAAAAACAUGACUAUCCAUGGCCACAACCACAGGAAAUCGAUCCAAAUGUUAAGGGAGGAGUGCUUCGCUAUCUAUCUCCUUUCAAGCCUUUGAAAGAGAAGCCAAAGCCUGUUAUAUUGGACUUUGAGAAACCACUUAUUGACCUACAGAAGAAGAUAAUUGAUGUUCAGAAGAUGGCGAAUGAUACUGGGCUUGAUUUCAGUGAUCAAAUUAUACUACUGGAAAACAAAUAUCAGCAGCUUCGUGAGGAUCUUUACAAGCGCCUGGCACCUAUACAACGAGUUAAUAUUGCAAGGCAUCCUAACAGGCCAACAUUUCUUGAUCAUGUUUUCAAUAUUACUGAUAAGUUUGUAGAGCUUCAUGGUGAUCGAGCAGGAUAUGAUGACCCAGCUAUUGUUACUGGUCUUGGCAUGAUUGAUGGUCAAAGGUUUAUGUUCAUGGGCCAUCAAAAGGGGCGCAACACAAAGGAGAACAUAAAACGAAACUUUGGAAUGCCCACACCACAUGGUUACCGGAAGGCUCUACGUAUGAUGCACUAUGCAGAUCAUCAUGGUUUCCCCAUUGUUUCUUUUGUUGAUACUCCAGGGGCUUUUGCGGACACCAAGUCAGAGGCAAAGGGACAGGGUGAAGCAAUAGCUCAAAACCUGAGAACAAUGUUUGGUUUAAAAGUUCCAAUUAUCUCUGUUGUUAUAGGAGAAGGUGGAUCAGGAGGUGCUCUUGCUAUUGCCUGUGCCAAUAAAGUGCUCAUGCUUGAAAAUGGAGUAUUCUUUGUUGCCAGUCCGGAGGCAAGUGCAGCAAUUUUGUACAAGGAUUCAAAGGCUGCUGGAAAGGCUGCAAAGAGGCUUAGAAUUACCGCCCAAGAACUGUGCAAGCUGAAAAUCGCUGAUGGCAUUAUCCCUGAGCCAAUUGGUGGUGCACAUUGUGAUCCAUAUUGGACAUCCCAGCAGAUUAAAGCUGCUAUUCUUGAAGCAAUGGAUGAACUUAAAGAACUGGAAACAGAAGAGCUGUUACAGCACAGGAUGCGCAAGUUCAGGAGAAUAGGAACUGGUAAACACGUCCAGGAGGGAAUUCCUUUAGAUCCGGAUUUGGCAUUCAACUUCAAAUUGAAAGAAGUGCCCAAGAAAACUUAUGUACUGGAGUUGAUGAGUGAGGUUGAGAGGCUGAAGUUACUGGCAUCUAAUGCCAAUGAAUCAGCUUCAAUGAUUUCUCGUUCUAGUCUGAAAGAGAUGUUAGAGAAGCUUUAUAGAGAGUGUGAUUAUGAAAAUAUUGAGGUUGCUGAGGUCUUGGGUCUUAGAGAAACAAUUGAAACGCUAAGCACAGAGUAUGCUGAGAUGAGGAACUCGAAUAACCCAUCCAUCCGCCAGGCUUUUAUUGAAAAGCUUGGCCGGCUGAAAAAUGACCUCAACCAAAAGCUUCUCGAAUCUCGUAACUUUAAGGGCAUAAAACUUAAGAUUGACAUGAUUAAAGAAAUAUUAAGUGCUCUGGAUCUCGUAGAGAAAAGUUGCGGAGCAGGUGGCUUGAAGUGGAAGAUUAAUGAGAAAUACAAAGAAGUCGUAAAUCGGGCUGAUCUGAAGCAGAAGAUUGAGGAUAUAAAGGCUAUCAUCAGGAAUAGUGGGGUGUCAAAACUAGAGGAGUUAGACAAAGAUGUGAAGGAUUCGCUAGCUGAAUUGCAGAGUGAGAUAAAAUCUGAAUUUGCAGCUGCUCUUGAAGCUUCAGGUCUGCAUGUUGGUCCACCCUCAGCUUUAGAUGUGAAAAUACAUAAAUAUCAGAAAAGAGUUCGUCAUUUCCUAGAUGAUGUUGUGAAAUCGACUGAUUUGAAAAACAAGAUUGAGUUGUUGAAGAGGGAAGUAGCCAAGGCAGGUAACACGCAAGAUGAGAAGUCAACCAUUAAAAUUAAGGCUCUGCAACAGGAAAUAAAGCAGCGCCUAAUGGAGGCUUUUGAAGGAUCUGAUUUGAAAGAUGAGUAUGAGAAGCUGCAGUCACAGAUCUCAGAGUCCAUUGAAACUUCAGAAGGGAUUUCAUCGAAAGGGGAUGCCGAACCUGGACGGGAGGGCGAGAUUUCAGAAUCCAUUAAAACUUCAAGGGGUUCAAAUGGGAUUUUAUUUGAAAGUGCUUCUAACCCUAAUAAUUCGACCCUUGGAACUGCCCGGCUUUCCAAAGGGUGUAAUCCUUAAGGCUGAAGAUAAUACUUAAGUGUGCUCUAAGAUCAUCCUUGCUCCUUUAAAAACUCUGAUUUCUUGUCAUGUUGUCUUCUUUGUAAGUCAUUGAUGUUUAACCUUUUUCUAGGUUAGGAUCCAUCAUGCAUUUGGCUAGAUUUUUAUUGUAUUUGUAGUGGUGUAUCUGUUUCAUGUUUUUGACAGGUUGGAGAUUUUUUGUUUUGGUUGCUUUUGGUAGUAGUAUGUUUGCUUUGUAUUACAUACCGGAGAGUUGGCCCAAAGACAAGCGAAAUAAAUAGCGGCCUGAAGAGUAAUGAACUACGGACUAGUACUGAUUU